AUGGCGCUCCUCGAUCUGCCAAAGGACGUGCUCGAGCACAUCUCCGCCCGCCUCGCGCCGGAGGAUCAUGCGAAGCUCGCAUGCACCUGCAAGCAGCUGUGCACAAUAGCCUUUGAUCCCGUGCGGUGGCGCGCCGCGGCGGUCGAGCCGCGCCCCGCCGGCGCACACGCGGACCGUCCGGGACCCUGGCGAUUCUGGUCGCCGCGCCUCCACCGCCUCGCGCGGCGCGGCAACUGGCUCGCGUUCUACGGCCUACGCGCGCAACGCCACGCACGUGCGCAGCGCGCCAUCGCGGACCUGACGUGGCCGGCGACGGGCUCGGACGCGCGCUGGGCCCUGCGCGAGCUCGGCGAGGACGCACUCGACGCGCUGCUCGCCGAGGCCAGGCGCUGCGGCCCCGAAAACAUCGGUCGUCGCCACCGCGCCACCGAAGCGCUCCAGUGCGUCGCGUGCGCGCUCUGCGUUCGCGAAGCCGCGCGGAGCGAGGACGGCAGCGACGACGAGGGCGAGGGCGGCGCGGACGCGCUGCCGGCGUGGUGGACGGGCCCAAAACCGGCGCCCGCACCGCCGUGUACGUAUGUGCCGAACCUGCGCGUGGGCGCCGCUGAGUCGCGGGAGAUCUCGCCGGAGGGGGCGGCGAUGGUGCUUGCGCGUGUUCUGGACCCGCUCGCGGACCUCGUACAGCUACAGGGGCAGCUGGAGGAUCUGGGAGAGGAGUUGAAGCAGCGAUUGCACACCGCGGGGGCGCGGCCGGGGUCGCGGGCCGCGCUCGACGAGCUGAUCGGGCUGCUGUUCGGCGCUCCAGAUGCGGAGGGGCCGUGGGGGGCGCUCGCGGAGGUCGCGGACGCGUCGGCGAGGGUGGAGCACGGGGGGGAGUCUGCGACACACCCCUCGCGCCGGUACUCGCUCGAGGACGUCGGCGUGCCGCUGGACGCGGUCGACAGCCUCUCGCGGCGGUCCGGCUGGAUGGCGACCAUGCUGCGCGGGAUUCCGCCGUUCGGCGGCGCCGACAUCGCGUCUGACGGGGCGGCGCAACUUGACUCAGUUCUCACCCGACCCGUGCCGCCGUGGAAGGAGCAUGGAAUCGGGCUGCGCGCCGCCGGAGUGGAUUACUACAGUCUGCGCAACAGCUUGCUUCACGAGGCGUUUGAGACGCAGAGGGGGAUCCCGAUCACUCUUGCAGUGGCGUUCCAUGCAGUGGGCACACGCGCGGGGAUGCCGGUGCGGUGCAUCGGGAUGCCGCGGCACUUUCUCGCGUCGUUCGUGUACGAGGACGGCGAGACGCUGUACGUCGACUGCUACAACGGGGGACAAAUCAUCUCGUCGGACGAAAUGCCUCAGUGGACGCAGCAAUUCGCGGGCGCUGCCUUGCGCCCAGAGUUCCUGGCACCGGUUGGGGGUGGCGCGGUGCUGGAGCGGAUGUGCAACAACGCGCGCGCGGCGCUCACGGCCAUCGACGCGGCGUCCACGACCCCGACGCGCUGCCUGCUCGCGUCGCUGCUGUCCCUGGCGGAGGUCCAGAUGCAUGCAGUGGCCGCCAUGGGUUGGGCGCCGCCCGGGCGCGACGCGGUCGCCAGCGUCAUCUCGCGCGGCAGCGACAUGCUCGUGGACGCCCGCAGAGUCCAGUACAUUCUUCGCGGGUACACGGAAGCGUUGCGGCCGCGCGUGGACGCCCCGGGCCCUGGGGAGCCGGGCGGUGCCCCCGGCACGGGCGGCGCCUUCGCGGUCGGUGGCGGGCCGGGCAUGGCUCCGAACCUCCCGCCGGAGGCCUUCCGGCAGACGCAGGAGCUGUUCGAGCUCGUGAGCGAGAGCGCGUUCACGCGGUCGCGGGGCUUCGAGAACGGCAUGCGAAAGGCGCGGCGCGAGCGCAGCACGGAGGGCGCGCGGCAGGUGCGCUACCGGGUCGGCACGGUGAUGCGGCACGCGCGGUACGGCUACCGCGGCGUCAUCACGGGGUGGGACGAGCGCUGCGAGGCCUCGCGGGACUGGAUUCGCGGCAUGGGGGUUGGCCAGUUGCAGCGGGGGGAGUCCCAGCCGUUCUACCACGUGCUGGUGGACGUGAGGGACCGGCCCGGGCCGCAGUCGACGUACGUGGCGGAGGACAACGUCAGCGUCGCGCAGAGCUGGGCGCGGGUGCCGCUGGUGCUGCAUCCUGACGUCGGGGCGUACUUUGAAGGGUUGGAGGAGGGCAGCGCGGCGUACGCGCCCGCGGAGGCGCUGCGAUCCGAGUACCCGGACGACGUGGUGGAGUGA
Molecule: messenger RNA, 2253 nt
Organism: Pedinophyceae sp. YPF-701
Lineage: Eukaryota; Viridiplantae; Chlorophyta; Pedinophyceae
Source: the annotation of a GenBank genome assembly